GCAGGAAAACUAUUUUCGUGUCAAAGGCCUCAAUGGCUGCCGUGUAUGAGAAUUUUGUGGUUUUAUCUUCUAUCACCUUAUUUGUUAAGUUAAAAACUAAUUUUUUGUGAAAUUUGUAAAUCACUACUAAAUACAUAUGUGAUUCGUAAUUUUAAAAAAAGUGUCCGUAAACGGCGAAAUUAAGAAUAACGAAAAGAAAAAAUGAAUCAAUCGAUCGAUGCUGUGAAAGUAGAAGAAAUUCUAUCAAAAACCAGCUGCCUAAUUAAAGAUGAUACUUUAACUUCCUGUGAAACAGUUAGUGAAUCUUUAAUAAUUCCAGACACAUUAGAUACAGUUGAAGUUAACAAAGAUGGAUAUUUCACACACAAUGGACAUCUUAUUGAAAUUGUUAUGGAUUAUGAAUGUGUCACGUGUCACAGAAUCUUCCAAAAUAAAGACUUGCUGACGGAGCAUUUAGAAGUCUGCAGAGAGGAAGAUGAUGAUACAAAUCUUUUGGAUUUGGGAAAUCUCGAUGAAUAUUAUGAAACCGACGAUGAAGAGGGCGAUGACGCCGAUGAUGUCGAUGAUCCCAAAUAUUCACUUUCCGAUGAAAAAUCUUCCGAUUCAGAUAGAUUGAAGAAUAAUAAUGAGAAGCCCGAUAUAAAACCAGUAUCGGAAAAUCAGUGUCAUUGUUGUGGUGAAGAUUUGAAAAAUGCUCACAGAGGCGGUCCACACAAAUGUUCAGAGUGCGAUCUUUCCUUUAAAAAAGCAUCUUCCCUUCAACGACACACAAUUAUUAUUCAUUGGGAGAAUGAAAAUCAUACUUGCAAUAUUUGUGAUGCAAGUUUUCGUGAUAAAAAAUCAUUGGAUAAACAUAAAUACACAACACACUCCACCAAUAAAGUUUACAAAUGCGAGCGUUGUGAUAAAUAUUUUUCAAGAAGUUAUCAUUUGAAUCGACAUAAACUUCAAUCCGGAUGUCAUGGAGAAUUGCAAACUACAUUUUCCUGUCAAGUUUGCAAUAAAGAAUUUACAAGAAAGGACAAUUUACGUGAACAUUUAAGAUCACACGCGGGAAAUCAGAAACGACAAAAAAAACAAUGCUCACAAUGUCCAAAAGAAUUUUACACAACUCAACAAUUAAUAAUUCACGAGCGAAUGCACACUGGUGAAAAGCCAAUUAAUUGUGAUUUAUGUGACAAAUCAUUUAAUUCAACUCUCGCCAUGAAGAAACAUCGUCGCGUUCAUACUGGAGAAAAACCAUAUGAGUGCAAAUUUCAUUCUGGAUAUACCGACAAAAUCUGCAAAAAGAGAUUUGCCGCUAGGGAAACAUUAAAUCGUCAUCAGAGAAUUCACACGGGAGAAAAACCGCACGUUUGUCAGUAUUGCAAAAAAUCAUUUAUACAAGCGGCACAACUUCGAGCGCAUAUUUUCCAUCACACGGGCGAAAAUGGUUUUACUUGCGAGGAUUGUGGAAAAACAUUUAAUCGUAAAGCGCGUCUUACUGUGCACAGAAAAUUUGUUCACGAAGGCGUCACUCCAUUUAUGUGCGACGUUUGUAAACGGCCAUUCACGAGAAAAGAGGAUUUGGCCAAACACACUUUACUUCACACUGGACUUAAACCUCACAAGUGUACAAAAUGUGAGAAAUCGUUUGCGACAAAAUCAUCGUUGCAGGCACAUUUAAAUACUCAUAGACGAGAACCGCCGCAAUCGUGCGCAGAAUGUGGAAGAGCUUUUAUUCGUCAGGAUUGUUUAAUGAGACAUAUUCGUGCAAAACAUCGAGAUCUAUUGGAAGAUAUUAUGGGCGAGGCGGAAAAACGACAUUUGCAAUUGCAACUUUUCAAUAUUGCAACAACAGCUGCUGAAAAACACAAAAAAGGAUCGUCAAGUACACUGAGCGCUGACCAAUUAUUAAAAGCAAUUGUUGAACUCCUAACAAUUCUAAUAGAAGAGGAAACGUUACAAGUUUUUGGAUGGCCGACUGAACCAGUUCAAGAUAUUCUCGAAGCAGUGAUUCGAAGAUGUGGACAUGUACCAAUUACUGGCGAUAGUGAUAUUCCAUUUGAGGAAAGACUGAGGGAAAAUGUUAAACUUUUAUUUACUGUUGUUAUUGAAGAUCAAAAUGUGAAAAAACUUCUCACGAUACAAACAGUCGAUGAAGUAAUUCUCCAUGUUCUUAAACUCUCCAAUGAUUUAGCAAAAUCCACUGAACAAUCAUUCGAAUCGCUAUGAGAAAAAAAUAUUUAUUUCCUAAUUUUCGAUAUAAAAAAAAAACCUAUUUUUUCACUCUUUUUUCCCUUCACAUUCUUCACAGGGUCUUUUUUUAAAAUAUUUUGUUUUCUAUUUUGAAAAAAAAAAAACAAUUUUUAGAUAUUUUUUUUGUACAAAUUAUAAAUAAUAGGCCUUCCUGCUGUGAAUUUCAAUAAUCGCAUUUAAAAAUUGUUUCUCUGUUGUCUUUUUUCUCUACUGACAUUUUAAAUUUACGUCUUUUGUUUUUGUCACUUAAAAAAAAUAUUUCUACUUAGAUAAUUUAGAAUUAUAAAUUUUUUGUGUUUUUUAUUCUUCAAUUUUGUUUAGUUUCUUUAAUUUCUGUUUGUAAUUCAUAAUAUCACGAGAGUAAUUUAGAAAAAAAGGAAAUUUCUAUUUUAAAAAAAAAAAAAUUAUAUUUAUAAAAUGUUAUAAACCACAAAUUGUUUUUCUUUUCUUUUCUUUUUGAAAUACUUUCGUUUUAUUUUGAAUGAAUUUUUUCUUCCUUUCUUCUUUUCAAGUAUAAGUACUUGAAUUAAUAAUAAUAAUAUUUGAAAGACUAGAAAUAUUUAAUAAGGGGUGGAUUUAUAAAUUGUGUACAUUAAUAUUUAAUGUAGGAAGAUGAUGAAAAAAAAAACCAUUCCGUACUGCGAUCUUUUUCAUAAUAUUAUAAUAAAUUAUUUAAUGAUAAAUGAUCAUUGAAUAAAAAAAAAAAAAAAUGCGAAUCAUUGAAAAAAAUGUAUUAUUUUCGAUGUACAAUUUACAACGUAAAUACAAUGGUUUUUUAAUUAGGGCUUUAAGUAA
This is a messenger RNA of Leptopilina boulardi, 3033 nucleotides long. Its product is annotated as protein suppressor of hairy wing-like. Bases 202 to 2214 code for a protein of 670 amino acids. Gene Ontology annotation, cellular component: nucleus. Lineage: Eukaryota; Metazoa; Arthropoda; Insecta; Hymenoptera; Figitidae. Gene Ontology annotation, molecular function: RNA polymerase II cis-regulatory region sequence-specific DNA binding; DNA-binding transcription factor activity, RNA polymerase II-specific. The transcript is spliced from 12 exons. Gene Ontology annotation, biological process: regulation of transcription by RNA polymerase II. The record is from RefSeq and is a predicted model, not a curated record.